Molecule: messenger RNA, 1722 nt
Organism: Polistes dominula (European paper wasp)
Lineage: Eukaryota; Metazoa; Arthropoda; Insecta; Hymenoptera; Vespidae
Product: sister of odd and bowl
Biological process (GO): embryo development; embryonic hindgut morphogenesis; regulation of transcription by RNA polymerase II
Cellular component (GO): nucleus
Molecular function (GO): DNA-binding transcription factor activity, RNA polymerase II-specific; RNA polymerase II transcription regulatory region sequence-specific DNA binding
Source: RefSeq, a predicted model, not a curated record
AUCAAAUUGAUCAUUUACGACGAUUAUUAUUACGAGAGUGCAUUUUCAACGAUGGUAAUUGAUAUAUUACGAUUAGAUUUGAAGAAAUUGCAUUCCCGAGAUCUAUAAGGAACGAUCUCGUUGAAGUUGGAGGAUGCAACAACAGGAUAAACAAGAAUUGGAAGAGGAUCAACGAGGAAUUACGAUAAUGCCAUCAUCUUCUUCCUCGUCUAACACGACGACUAUCGCGAUGACGGAAGAGGAUCAUCGGCAAGUAGAUGCUGCUGCUACCAGUAUCGCGGUAGAAUCGAGUUUACCGAAUUUCACGCUUCACAGCGUUGCCCUCGGUCUACAGAGUGCAAUAUUGGCUGCCCUUCAAAGGGCAGCCUUGUUACCACCCGAUCAUGCUGCGGUCGCUGCUUUGAAUCUUCAAGCUCUUGAUACUUAUCUAACCCUUCAUCGUCUUCAAGCGAGCGGUGCUGUUGCUACGGCCGGUGUUGUUAAUCAACAAAGAUGUUCACCAUCGUUAAACACGGAUUUGGAUGAAACCAACGUCGUACCAACUACGACUAAUUCGAGAACGAUCACGAAGAUGGUAGAUAACACGAAACAUGAUCAUGAUGAUCAUCAUCAUCAUCAUCAUCAGCAACAACAACAACAAUUAGAAACCGAACAACUUCAUGGAUCAAUCGACGAGGACGAAGAUGGUGCUCGUUUAGAAUUCGUCGCAGAUCCCGAAGAGGAUUUAGCCCUUUUGGAAGAAGAGGAAUCACUUUUAAGGGACACCUGUGGUGGUGGUGGUGGAGGAAUUGCCACAUCCUCAUCCUCCUCGUCAAACGUUUCUACAAAUUCUCACGAACUUCUCUUACGUCGAAUAUCCGAAGGAAAUCGUUCGAAUUCUAUCACGUCGAUCUCACAAAUCAACAACCAAGUACCAUCUACAACAACCACUUCAUCUUCCUCCCUAUGUUCGUCAACAUCAUCGACUUCCACUACUUCUUAUUCUUCCAAUUCAAAUAAUACCAAUACUACCCUACAAGCAACCUCAACUUCUAUUGUCGAUCCUGGUAUACAAAAAUCUUGUCGAGCGUCAAGACCGAAGAAACAAUUUAUCUGCAAGUUUUGUAGCCGACAAUUUACUAAGAGUUAUAACUUAUUGAUACAUGAAAGAACCCAUACCGACGAGAGACCAUACUCCUGCGAUAUUUGUGGCAAAGCUUUCCGACGGCAAGAUCAUCUUCGAGAUCAUAGGUACAUUCACAGUAAAGAAAAACCAUUCAAGUGCGCCGAAUGUGGAAAAGGAUUUUGUCAGAGCAGAACAUUGGCCGUUCACAAGAUUUUACAUAUGGAAGAAUCACCCCAUAAGUGUCCGGUUUGCGCGAGAAGUUUCAAUCAAAGGAGCAAUUUGAAGACACACCUGUUAACUCAUACAGAUAUCAAACCUUAUCACUGUGCCUCCUGUGGCAAAGUAUUUCGAAGAAAUUGCGAUCUUAGGCGACAUUCUCUGACCCAUAAUCUUGGCGUUUCAACGUCACCACCACCGCAAACUGGAGGAGGGGGUGGAGGAAUAGCUGUACCUGGCACGAGCACUGUUGUUCUUCAAAAGACAUCCUAGCGAGCGUUGUUUUAAAAAAAAUGUUUAAAUUUAUAAGUAAAAUAACAAAAUGGAGGAUUUAAUCUAUGAAGAAAUUUCGACGUGGGGUUCGUCGAAAUUCUCAAAAGACUUUUGCGUAAUUAUUUUUG